AUGGACAGGAGUUGGAUGUUAAUUUCUGAUAGAUUCAGUCAGCCAUAUGUAGAUGGGGUGAACUCAUUUAUUGAAUUUGCAAAGGCUCAUUUGGAACACGGUGAACUUCCAGAACACAAUAACCUUGAUGAAAGCAAUGGUGAGAAUGAUGAGGAUGAAGAUGAAUAUGAUGAACUGAUAGAGGACUAUCAGAGGGGGAAUUUUAUGGAGGGUGAUACUCUAGAAAGAGAGGAUGUACGACAUUUUGAUAAAUUGCUAGAUGCUUCCCAAUGUUGCUUGUACCCAGGUUGCAAAAACUCAGAUACUUUGUUAUCAUUCGUUAUUCAGAUGCUACAUGUGAAGGUAGAAAAUAGGUGGAGUAAUAAGUCUUUUGACAAGGUUUUGGAGAUACAAAGGCGAUUCUUACCAGAAGGCCACGUGGUGCCAGGGUCAAUUUACGAGUGCAAGAAGUUGCUACGUGACUUGGGCUUGGGGUACGAGCUCAUCGAUGCAUGUAAACAUGAUUGUGUACUAUUCUGGAAGGAGAAUGCUCACUUGGAAAAAUGUCCCACAUGUCAAGCAUCUAGGUACAGAGUAAAUGAUAGCAAGGGUAAGAAGAUCCCUCACAAGAUAUUGCGUUACUUCCCAUUGACACCUAGGUUGAGAAGAUUGUACAUGUCUAGGAAGACGGCAAAAGACAUGAGAUGGCAUAGUGAUAAGCGUGUGGAUGAUGGUGUAGGGAGGCAUCCGGCUGAUUGUAAAGAGUGGAAGGAAUUUAAUUUGCAUUAUCCAGAGUUUGCCCAGGAGACUCGCAAUGUUAGGUUGGGCCUAGCCACCGAUGGGUUCAACCCUUUUGGGAACAUGAGCACUUCCUAUAGCAUGUGGCCUGUCAUACUCAUGCCCUAUAACCUCCCACCUUGGAGAUGUAUGAAGGCCCCAUUUUUCAUGAUGUCCUUACUUAUUCCUGGACCUAAUCAACCAGGGACUGAUAUUGAUGUCUACCUAAGGCCAUUGAUUGAUGAGUUGAAGGAGUUAUGGGAGAAUGGCGUGAUGACUUACGAUGCCUCCACUGAACAGACCUUCCGGAUGCAUGCAGCUGUAAUGUGGACCAUAAAUGACUUCCCUGCAUAUGGUGACAUAUCCGGAUGGAGAACUAAAGGUUAUUUGUCUUGCCCUCCUUGUAAUGAUAAUCCAUUGUCACGCGGGUUGAUCAGUAAGAUUGGGUGGGUGGGUCAUCGAGCUUACUUGCCUGAUAACCACCUUUGGAGGAAAGACAAGAAGUUUGAUGGUUUAACUGAGCUUAGAAAGAAAUCCUUGGAUUUACCGGUGGAAAAAGUAAUGGCUCAAUUGGAUCAAUUGCGGGAAGUCAAGUUUGGAAAGGAUCCUACCAACAAGAAAAGACCACGAGAGUCUGAAGAAUUGAAUUGGACAAAGAAAAGCAUAAUGUGGGAGCUACCGUAUUGGAAGAAAUUAAACCUCCGACACAAUCUUGAUGUCAUGCACAUUGAGAAGAAUAUUUGUGAAAACUUUUACGGGACGAUGUUGGCCAUAGAUGGGAAAAACAAGGACACGUACAAAGCACGUGAUGAUUUGCAAGAAAUGGGCAUAAGGCAAGAAUUGCAUCUACAGAGGAAAGAUAACGGAUCCGUUGUAAAGCCUCGGGCAGCCUACACAUUGGAUUCUCGACAAAUAGAUGGUUUUUGUGAAUUCUUGAAGUCGAUUAGUUAUCCAGAUGGCUAUGCAGCAAACAUCUCAAGAUGUGUGACUUCUAAAAAUGGAAGAUUAUCAGGCAUGAAAAGCCAUGAUUGUCAUGUCCUGCUUCAGCGACUUCUACCAAUUGGCAUGCAUGGUUUUGUGAACAAGGAGAUCUGUACAACACUAUUUGAGUUGGGCAACUUCUUCCAAGAACUGUGCUCAAAAACAUUAAGGCAGACUGAUUUGGAAAAAAUGGAAGAACGAAUUGUGCUCAUACUUUGCAAGUUGGAGAAAAUUUUUCCUCCAGCUUUCUUUGAUGUGAUGGUCCAUUUGGCUGUUCACUUGCCCCGUGAGGCCAUGUUUGCUGGACCGGUGCAAUAUCGAUGGAUGUACCCGAUUGAAAGGUUUCUCGGGACUUUGAAAGGGUAUGUCAGUAAUAGAGCACGUCCAGAAGGUUCUAUCGCUGAGGCUUACAUUGUCAAAGAGUGUCUUACUUUUUGUUCAAUGUACUUAAAAGGGAUUGAUAAACCUGAACGAAAUGAUGAUGGUGGUGAACGUGGUCCCGGGAUGGAGGUCUUUACCCAAAAUGCUCGUCUAUUCUCACCUAUCACAAGGGCUCUUGACCCUUCGCAAAAUGAACGAGAAAUGGCUCACUGGUUUGUGUUGUACAAUAGCUCUGAGGUGGAGCCAUAUAUUGAGGAGCAGAAGAAUAUUUUACAUAAUGUACAAGGACGUGACAUAAGUCGGGUACAACGGGAAGAAUUUCCAAAAUGGUUCAAAAAUCGUAUGAAUGAUUUGCGAACGAAAGGGUCACCUGAAGCAACUGACGAAUUGUGGUCAUUAGCAAAUGGGCCUGGAUCGGUAAUUGACUUUUAUUCUGGGUGCAUCUACAAUGGAAUUCGAUUCCAUACUAGAAACCGUGAAAAUCGUCGUACCUGCCAAAAUAGUGGGUUGGUCGUAGAAGGGGACCAUAAUGGGAACCAAAUUAAUUUUUACGGCUACUUGUGCAAAAUAUGGGAAUUGAAAUACUUGCAUGGGGGUACAGUGGUUUUGUUCCAAUGUGAAUGGUAUGACACCGGUCACAAGAAUAGAAUAUACUCCGAUGAACAUGUCACAAGUAUUGAUGUUACAAGACUUUGGUAUAAAGAUGACCAAUUUGUUCUACCUAGUCAAGUAAGACAAGUAUUCUAUGUCAAUGAUACCAGCAAAGGCAAAAAUUGGAGAGUCGUUGAACGUGUUAAGCAUCGGGGAGUAUGGGAUAUACCAGAGCGGGAUGAUGUCUCUAAUGAUGCUUUUCAACAGGAUGAAACCACUGAUGGUGUUGGGGUAGUGAUCCAAGAUAAUGAUGUUCAAUACAGCAGGGGUGAUAUGGAUCCUGAGAUCAUUUUCAAUGAUCAACUAAUGGCAGAGAAUUUAGUUCACAAUGAUGACGAGGACGACACAAUCAUAGAGUAUAAUGAUGAUGAAGAUGAUGAACUGCAUAGACAACCUGAUGUUGAUGUAGAUCCUGAUAUAGAUCUUGAUAUAGAUUAUGAUAUGUAGUGUUUGAUAUAGAUCUUGAUAUA
Molecule: messenger RNA, 3239 nt
Organism: Camellia sinensis
Lineage: Eukaryota; Viridiplantae; Streptophyta; Magnoliopsida; Ericales; Theaceae
Source: RefSeq, a predicted model, not a curated record